AUGACCAACAGUAAUGGAGUAGAAUGUUCACAAGCUCUAGAUCCUAUGUGGGAACAAGCAUGUUUGUUAACAAGGCUUGUUUCAAGCUCUGUAAGGAUAUCUGAGACUGCUGGACGAGUCAUAAAGAAUAUUAUGCGAAAUGGGGAUUUGAAAAUUGUUGAUAAAGGAAGUGGUGUGAAAGAAGAUCCACAAACUGAAGCUGACCGUGCAGCUCAGUAUUGUAUCGUUAAAUCAUUACAGAAAAAGUUUGGUGAAUCUCUCAAAGUUAUUGGUGAGGAGGAUUAUACAUCUGCUGUUGAGGAACUGGAGAUUAACUAUAACGAUGAAGUUUUGAGGAGGGACAAGGAUUGCCCAAAAGAUUUGCGAAAUAUUGAUCUCUCUGAAGUUGUUGUGUGGGUUGAUCCUUUGGACGGGACUUGCGAAUUUGCAGAAGCGCAUCGAACAGGGUCUCCGUUGCUGCAGCAUAUAACUGUCUUGAUUGGCAUAUGUUAUAAAGGAAGGGCUGUUGCGGGAGUAAUACAUCAACCAUAUUUUGGAGAGAACCAUUCAGGUCGAACAAUAUGGGGCAUUGUUGGUUUGGGAGCUUUUGGGGUUGAAAUCUCUAAACGCUGCGAAAAAAGGUUGGUCGUAACUACUCGAAGCCAUUCUACCAAAACCGUAACAGAGGCUUUGGAAGCUUUAAAAUCUAAGGGGCUUCUUGAUUCUGUAAUCCCAGUGCUUAGAUGCUUAGAAGGUGCUGCUGCAUACGUUUUUGCUAGUCCAGGUUGCAAGAAGUGGGACACGGCAGCACCUGAAGCAGUCCUUAUUGCGGCAGGAGGCAACUUAACGGAUGUAUCAGGUCGCAAACUUUAUUAUGGACCAGAUGCACAAUUUAUGAAUAGUGGAGGUGUAGUGGCUACGUCGAAUUGGGUUAACCACAAGGAUUAUAUCGAUGCAAUUCCAGAUUCUGUCAAAGCUACUUUACCAGAGCUGAUUGCAAAUAAAGGUCACGUACUCAGUAAAUAA
Molecule: messenger RNA, 1005 nt
Organism: Enterobius vermicularis (human pinworm)
Lineage: Eukaryota; Metazoa; Nematoda; Chromadorea; Rhabditida; Oxyuridae
Source: the annotation of a GenBank genome assembly